AUGGCUGGACUCCAACCAAACCCCAAUCCUGGCGUGAAGAAGCCAGCUAGGAGAUGCGGUGAGGUCUGCUUGGAGCUGUUAUGCGUGGAAGCUGUGCGGCUUUUCCAUGAAAAGCAAAGCGGCCCCGCUGCGGCAGCAGCGCUGGAGGCGAUUGGAUUCCGCGUUGGGCAGCAGCUAGCCGAGAGAUAUACCCGUGACAAGCCCCGACUGGGCGAUACGUUGGAGAUUAUCAAGUUCUUGUGCAAGGACUUCUGGCAGGCGCUGUUCAAGAAGCAAGUGGAUAACCUGAAAACUAACCACCGGGGAGUGUAUGUGUUGCAGGACAACGGUUUCCGUUGGUUGCAACGGUUAUCCACACCCGCACCAGGGGCGGGGUUCGGUUCCAGGACAGCUCAACAACCGAGUACGGCAGGGGCUUCCGGACAGAACCCCCCAGCGGCGGCGGCUGUGGCUAGGGAGGAGCCAGUACGGCAGAUGGCCCUCAGCUAUCUGCACCUCCCCUGUGGCGUCGUACGAGGGGCCUUAUGUCACCUGGGGGUCAGCUGUACGGUGGAGGCCGACCCAAAGCAGUUGCCCAGCUGUACCUUCACGGUCCGGAUCCUGGCCUGA
This is a messenger RNA of Volvox carteri f. nagariensis, 609 nucleotides long. RefSeq lists its product as uncharacterized. The transcript is spliced from 5 exons. Gene Ontology annotation, biological process: regulation of GTPase activity; endoplasmic reticulum to Golgi vesicle-mediated transport. NCBI's taxonomy places the organism in Eukaryota, Viridiplantae, Chlorophyta, Chlorophyceae, Chlamydomonadales, Volvocaceae. The record is from RefSeq and is a predicted model, not a curated record. Bases 1 to 609 code for a protein of 202 amino acids. Gene Ontology annotation, cellular component: cis-Golgi network; TRAPP complex; trans-Golgi network.